This is a messenger RNA of Colletotrichum destructivum, 1961 nucleotides long. RefSeq names its product Putative zn(2)Cys(6) fungal-type DNA-binding domain, fungal transcription factor. Gene Ontology annotation, molecular function: zinc ion binding; transcription cis-regulatory region binding; DNA-binding transcription factor activity, RNA polymerase II-specific. The transcript is spliced from 2 exons. Bases 109 to 1929 code for a protein of 606 amino acids. Gene Ontology annotation, biological process: positive regulation of transcription by RNA polymerase II. NCBI's taxonomy places the organism in Eukaryota, Fungi, Ascomycota, Sordariomycetes, Glomerellales, Glomerellaceae. The record is from RefSeq and is a predicted model, not a curated record. Gene Ontology annotation, cellular component: nucleus.
CGACUGGAUAGUAGACCUACAACAGACGAGAGCCAUUUGCAAGCGAUUUGAUUGUUGUGACACCAACCUCAUUCAUCAACAAACAGCCCUGCUUGGUAACCCUCGGCCAUGCCCAUUUUGCGGGUUCGUACCGGUUGCAACUCAUGUCGACGACGAAAGAAGAAGUGUGACGAGACCAAGCCGGUGUGUCGAGGGUGCGCGCGCAAUGGUCUCCCGUGUGUGUGGCCUGCCAUCUUGGCAGCAUCCGCGAGAAAGCAAGCAGAAAGGCCUGCUGCUACUACACAUGCAGCCGCCAAUCGACGUGCCCAGACACCGACAGGCUCGUCGUCCGAGAAGAGUCGUACAGCUUGUGGCGGUGACGAGGGCGUAGAACCACCACGUCAGGUGCGCUCGAGGCGGACUGCGGCCAGCAGCCCCAGUGAUGGCCCAGCACCCUCCUCGAUAUCAUCUACGUCGCCUGCAGCCUCUUCUAUUUCCUCUCUCUCAUUGGUUCCUACCUCAAACUCCGGCGCCGGCGCCGUCUCUGCCGGCGGUCCAGCUGAUGCUGUGAUUGAUGGCGGAGGACCUACGCCCUCGGUUCCGCUAGGCGAAGACUUCCACUUCGACAUUGACAAUCUUGGAGGCUGGCACCUCGAUCAAGAGUUCAGCAACUCACUGCCAAACCCUACACGCUUUGCAGCUUCCCCUUCUGCGCCAGAUGUUGGAACGACACGGCCGCAGCAAUCGUUGCCAACUGCUCCACCGUCUCUAUUCAGGUCUCUCAGCCUCUUCCCCCCGAGGAUGUCAGGCGUAUCGUUUGAGCUUCUGGGGCAUUACAUCAGCGUGACCAGCCCUAGCAUGGAUAACGGUUCCAAAAAGACCGACAACCCCUUUUCCGUCAUACUCAUCCCGCUCGCUUUCAACAGCGACCUCAUCCUCGAGCUCAUCCUUACCCAGAGCGCCGUCCAUCGUGCAGCAAAGACCCUCAAUGACGGCGACCUGGUUGCCUCCAACUACUACCACCGAUCUCUCCAAGUUCUCCGUCAGGAUAUUAUCAGGGCUGGAGAUGGGGAAGGCCAAGAAGCCUUGACGCUGGCAGUUGGCGCAUUAAUCAUGUGCUUCAUUGAGACUGCCAAAGGAGAUAUGAACGGAACAGUGUUCGACCACCUCCUCGCGGCACGCUCUCUCUUGUCUUCACUCUUGUCAAAAAGCGCCGGAGUUCACGUGUCUUUGCUUGACUUCCUUGUCGAGUACUACGUCUAUACGGCCACUCUCAGUCUGGUGUCCCUGGACGCUCGCGUAGGCCCUCAGUCUCUCAUCAGCGCCGAGCUGGAAACAUUCGCACAUGGUCUUGUCGCAAAAUCCUACGUAGGAAGUCUCUGCGGGUGCUGGCUCAGACUCCUCCUCCAGAUCCCGACCAUCUUCCGUCUCGCACACGGCAUCCUCGCCGACGACGGUAAUAGCCCUCGCGCGCUCACGGCCGACGACACGAUGCUGUUUGCCCGUGUUUACUCCGCCAUCGAAGCGUGGCAGCCGGACUCUUCAGUCAGUCAAGACGUCGCCACGGCCGGCCGGAUCUUCCAGAGCGCCCUUCUCAUCUAUCUGUACACGAUACUGGACACUUCCUUGCCGUCGGCCAACGGGUGCUACGCCACCAGCCGGGAACUUGCCGUCAACGACGCCUUCAUUCACUUCGAUCAACUGUCCCCUGAUGCCCGCAUCAACACCAGCUUAUGCUGGCCGAUUGUCAUCAUUGGUACGUGCGUCGCGGACGAGGAGCGGCGCGCCGUGCUCCGGACCCGUCUGCGCACAAUGUUCGCCACCAUUGGUCUCGGCAACAUCCACAAGACGUCGCUGCUUCUUGAACGCAUCUGGGGAAUGGGGGGGAUCAACCCAUGGAGCAUCUGCCACGUCAUGCAAGAGAAUCAGAUAUGGAUAUCUCUUGCCUAGGCUCGCCGCUCUCGCAAGUCGUCGCAGCUCGA